AUGGACAACUCAACAGAAGCCCCGGGUGGAACCCCAAUGCAACACCGCUGGCUCCUUCCAACAUACCUCGUGGUUGGCAUCGCUGGACUAUUAGGCAACAGUCUUGUCAUCAUCAUCAUCUCAUCGGUCAGGAAGAUGCAGACGGUCACAAACUACUUCAUCCUCCACCAAUCCGCAAUAGACCUGACCAGUGCGGUCUUCGUACUGACCAUCCUCCUAUCGGAGACGGCUCUACCCGGGGAUUACAUCAUGCCCUCGGCUGCUUGCAAGUUGUGGUUCAACAAGUACCCGGUGUGGGCGUGCUAUAUGGCAUCGACUAUCAACCUAGUUGGGUUGACAUUGGAACGGUACCACGCCAUACUGCGCCCCCUUCACCAUGGGACAGUCUUCUGUCAGAGUCGGGUACUAAGAUUCUUUCCUCUAUGCUGGCUGUGCGGGUUUUUCCUGAUCAGCUAUCUGAUAUUCAUUUAUGACGUGACAGAGGGUAGCAUCUGCCAGAUCAGCCGAAUCGCCAUUGGGUUACAGGCGUCCCUAGGCAUCAGUACGGUGAUUUUCUACUACUUUGUCCCUCUGUGUGUGAUGAUCUUUGCCUACUGCAGUAUGCUCUGGGAGGUGAGGCGACAGUGGAAGACCACGACGGGAGAGCACAACCACGCCGACGUCGCAAGCAGGGAUCAAAGGAUGCGCCUCCGCGUGGAGAAGAACGUCCUCAAGGUAUUGGCGUUGGUCGUGGCCGUCUACGCUGUGUGCUGGAGCCCAAAUCAGCUCGCUUACCUGAACUACAACUUCGGGGGCUCACUGGACUUCAACGGUUGGUUCUACCACCUUUCCGUUGUGUUGAUUACGUGCAACAUGUGCAUUAACCCGUUCGUGUACGCCCUGAAGUACCAACAGUUUCGUGAGGGGAUGAUGCUUGUGUUUUGCCGGCGCCGCAAUGCCAUGGUACACAUCCGAGACGAUAGCGCCAGAGAGUCCGGUGUGCACAAUGCAAGCGGCACAAUGGCAGUUCAAAUGGAAAAUGGAUUCAGUAGCUAG
This is a messenger RNA of Asterias rubens (European starfish), 1035 nucleotides long. RefSeq names its product octopamine receptor-like. Gene Ontology annotation, molecular function: G protein-coupled receptor activity. Gene Ontology annotation, biological process: G protein-coupled receptor signaling pathway. Lineage: Eukaryota; Metazoa; Echinodermata; Asteroidea; Forcipulatida; Asteriidae. Gene Ontology annotation, cellular component: membrane. The transcript has a single exon. Bases 1 to 1035 code for a protein of 344 amino acids. The record is from RefSeq and is a predicted model, not a curated record.